AUCGACGGCUUCCAGGACUCAUUCUACUCCCAAUCCGGCCGCCACUUCGUCCGCAACUGCGUCAUCUCCGGCACCAUCGACUUCAUCUUCGGCGACUCCCAGGCCGUCAUCCAAAACAGCCUCAUCAUCCUCCGCCGCCCGAUGGACAACCAACAGAACACCAUCACCGCCCACGGCAGAGAUACCCCCCACGAACGCACCGCCAUCGUCAUCCAAAACUGCCGCAUCGUGCCGGACCAAUUCCUCCUACCCGACCGGUUCAAAAUCCCCAGCUAUCUCGGCCGCCCGUGGAAGCAAUUCUCCACCACCAUUGUCAUGGAAUCCAACAUCGGGGAUCUCAUCCGGCCGGAGGGAUGGUUGGCGUGGAACGGGGAUUUUGCUCUGGAUACGCUUUAUUAUGCAGAGUAUCAUAACAGGGGAGCGGGAUCUGGUACCGGUGGCAGAGUAAAGUGGAAGGGGUAUCGAGUGAUUGAUAGGAAGGAGGCCGGUAGGUGGACGGCGGGCGCGUUUCUCGCCGGCGGCUACUGGAUUCCGUUCGCCGGCGUGCCGUAUGUGCUGGAGCUGAUUAAGUGAAUUGGGCGGGGAGACGGGGAGUGAGUGAAGCUGAUCGGCUGGGAUUGUUUGGACGAGUUAGUGACCGUUGUAAUUCGUUGUUUUCUGUAUUUGGAUUGAGUUUUGUUAACAAGUAAUCAAGCCAGGAGGAAGGGGAAAGAACAUAAUGAUUUAUGAUUGUUGCA
Molecule: messenger RNA, 737 nt
Organism: Phalaenopsis equestris
Lineage: Eukaryota; Viridiplantae; Streptophyta; Magnoliopsida; Asparagales; Orchidaceae
Product: pectinesterase-like
Exons: 1
Biological process (GO): cell wall modification
Molecular function (GO): pectinesterase activity; pectinesterase inhibitor activity
Source: RefSeq, a predicted model, not a curated record